AUGAGCAACAGUCGUUUGACGCGCUCACGUCGAAGGGAAAGUGGCGAAGAAGAACCUUUCGUUAUGGAGAAUCCGCGGGUCCCUAAAACGAUUUCAUCACCUUCAGUGGACCCUCAUCCAAUUCCUUCGACAAUCUCUCAAAUUGAUCUGCUGAAGAUCAUGUCUCAACAGCAAGAGGCUGCUGAGCGCCAACAACAGCAACUUCUUCAGCUGCUUCUUGAUCAACAAGAGCAGCGAAAAAGAGAACAAGAACAACGAGAAAGAGAACUUGCCUCUCAGUUGGAGCAGCGAAGAAGAGAACAAGAACAACGAGAAAGGGGAAUUGCCUCUCAGUUGGAGCAGCGCAGGCUUGAUAGAGAAGCUCAAGAACGAUCCGAGAGCAGUUUGCAUGAACUAUUCCGGACGACUGUGGCAGCUCUUCAGGCUGUUCAUCAGGUGAAUGGCUCAGGAGAACCGGCUGUCACCCCACGAGGUUCCAGAGUCGUUACUCCGCUUCCCUCUCCUGUUCCCGUUCCCGCUGUUCAACAGGUCCAACAUCCAGCACAGUUCCAAGAUGUACGAGACUUAAGUGGGACUCCGCCAUGA
Molecule: messenger RNA, 585 nt
Organism: Neodiprion fabricii
Lineage: Eukaryota; Metazoa; Arthropoda; Insecta; Hymenoptera; Diprionidae
Product: protein lag-3-like
Exons: 2
Coding region: 1-585 (194 amino acids)
Source: RefSeq, a predicted model, not a curated record